AUGUCUUCCUCGUCUAUCCUUCGUCAACUUGCAGCAUCGACAUCUCGUAGAGCUGUGUCCUCUAGCUCACGAGCAUUCUCCUCUUCUGUGCGCAGGCAGGAGCACUACCUCAACGCGAACCAAGAGGUGUUCGAUAAAAUCACCUCUGCAUCGCAUACCAAAGACCGUGUCGUCCUUGUUGACUUCUACGCAGACUGGUGCUCACCGUGCAAAAUGCUUUCCCCUGUCCUCGAGAAACUCACGUCGGAUGCUUCGACAAAAUCGGGUACUGGACUUCCAUUGGAUCUGGUCACGGUGAACACGGACGAAGAGGCCUCAUUGGCUGGGAUGUAUCAGAUCCGCUCCCUACCCACCGUAGUCGCCUUCAAAGACGGAAAACCAAUCAACCAAUUCAUCGGAGCGAUGAACGAGGCCGGCGUACGCCAGUUCCUCGAGAUGCUCUAG
Molecule: messenger RNA, 444 nt
Organism: Stereum hirsutum FP-91666 SS1
Lineage: Eukaryota; Fungi; Basidiomycota; Agaricomycetes; Russulales; Stereaceae
Product: thioredoxin-like protein
Exons: 4
Coding region: 1-444 (147 amino acids)
Cellular component (GO): cytoplasm
Molecular function (GO): oxidoreductase activity, acting on a sulfur group of donors, disulfide as acceptor
Source: RefSeq, a predicted model, not a curated record